Schistocerca nitens (vagrant locust) is the source of this 6544-nucleotide messenger RNA. RefSeq lists its product as uncharacterized. Gene Ontology annotation, molecular function: cysteine-type peptidase activity; cysteine-type endopeptidase inhibitor activity. Lineage: Eukaryota; Metazoa; Arthropoda; Insecta; Orthoptera; Acrididae. Gene Ontology annotation, biological process: proteolysis. The transcript is spliced from 26 exons. The record is from RefSeq and is a predicted model, not a curated record. Bases 194 to 4843 code for a protein of 1549 amino acids.
CACCAAUAGUGCAGCACUGCCUUGAGCGCAGCAGACAGCUGUUUUUGAAUACAGUGUCUCACAGACUUUAAACUCUCUCUUGUUACUAAUAAGUCAGUCUUCCCUGAACUCACUGGUUAUUAAUAGCUAGUGUGUAUUGCGGUUUCUGCGCAGUUUGAUCGUGAUUUGUGAACACUAAUGUGGGAAACAAGAAAUGGCCCUGAUUUUUAGCCUGUUAAUAAUACUGCAUUACUUCUCUUUGUCUUCACAAGAUUUGGCAGUUGCAGAAUCUACUUUGCAAAAUAUAGAAAAUGUGUUAAAUAAUAACAACGAAUCGCAAUGGAUGUACAGUAUGCCUAUAGUUACGAAUGUUUAUAUUUCUUUUCAGAACGAUACUGCAAAUUUUUCCGUCGAGCAUCUUGAGUUGCAUGUUAAAGAAUGCAAGAGGGAAGAAUUUUUCCGUUGCUCCGAAAGACAUGUAGUAUGUGCUGUUGUUAACAAAGGCAAUAUUUCAGAAGUGAUAUCUUGCGCUCCAAAGGAGAAACACCACCACAUUAUAAAUGACUUGGGCUACAAAGAAGAAACUGCAGCUGAUCUGGAAACGACUGUAAGAUCUGUCUUCGAAAGAUCUAUAAACAAUAUUUCUAAGAAAAGUAUUGUCGACAUCAUCUCAGUGAAAACACAGGAAACACACAAUGGCACAGAAGUGUACGCGACAGUGAAAGUUAUAAACGCAGAUGAAGGUGACGCGUUACAGUUUGAAGUAUGUGAGGUUGAAAUCAUCAGCUCACAACAGUCAGAAGCUGUGGCCAGGGACAGCAGGUGCUUCCCUCUUUCUGAAACACAGACUCAGUACUCUGGCUCAGAAGAUGAGAUGCCAAAAAUUGCACAAGAAGCUGUUCUACAUUUAAAUGGGCUAUCUCAAUCAAAGUUUGCUUACAAUCUUCACGACAUCAUAAGAGCGGAGAAAAUGGUGACACCUGGAUCACAGGGAUCUUUGAUAAAUCUUCAGCUUAAGGUAGCGCCUUCACUGUGUCUCAAAUUGCUCUCAUUUCCUCUUAAUAAAACAUGUCCAGAAAAUGAAGACUUAACAAAUAUGGUUUGCAAUUUGACACAUUGGAAUCGGCCUUGGAAAGGAGAUGUGAUCUACUCAUCUCCUGAAUGCCGUGUGGAUGUAGAGGAGAGUGCAGCACUACAGUCAUUUGAUGUUGGCUCACGUUCACAUGAUCGAAAAGCGAUAGAUGACUCAGAGAUUGAAAAAUACCUAGAAUCAAUAAUUGAAGUUGGUGUGCCUGAACCAGAAAUGUCAGCAGGAAAAAUAUCAGACUCAAAACCUGAAGAAAAGAUAGGCGCAACAGCGGCAUUAGACAUUGAGGAUCCAGUACCUGCUGUAGAAGAACCUAUGAUUGCCAAAAAAGCAUUUUGUCUGGGGUGUCCUGUUGACUUAAACGUAAAUAAUCCAGAUUUGUCCCAAUUUGUUGAUCUGGCACUUAACUCCAUUGACAAAAGCACAACAAAUGCAUACAAAUAUGGAUUAGUAAGUGUGCGUAAGGCUCAGAGGCAGGUUGUGAAUGGAAUUAUGUACAUGUUGCUCCUUGAUGUUGGUGAAACAGAAUGUUUGAAGGAAACUAACAUGGACAGGAACUUGUGUGCAAUCAAUUAUAAAAGUGAUCCCAACACUUGCUACAUUGAAAUAUUUGAGAAACCAGGACUUCAGAAACAGAGGGAGAUUACAUUUAAUAACUGCACCGGAAUAGAUGACAAUUAUCCAUCUAAUGACAUUGUUGCAAACCCUCUUUCAGUCAGUAUUUCCAAAAAUGAAAAAGUGCUGACUCAUUACAAGGAUGAUGAUAGGCCCCAGUUUGGUUCUUUUGAUGAUUUGGCAACAGUGUCUGCAGAUGAUACUCCUUAUAACUAUGCCCGUGGCUACUCAGCUGACUACAUGGAGGAUAUUCCCUUCCUUGGGUGGGAUAUGGGAGGCUAUCUUUCAGACUCAGAAGAGUACUACCAAACGGGGCAGAAUGCCCGUAUGAAAAGACGAGGGGUUUCUGGUUUCAUUGGAGGUCUUAAAGAUAUAGGUCCAGGAGAGGAGCAGUUGGUAAAUGACUUAGCAGCUACUGCAGUUGAAACACUCGAUGCCAUUGAUGAGGACAAUCUGAAGCGUGUUGUUGUGGAGGUAGUGGAUGCAAAGAAGCAGAUUAUGGAUGGUGUGAUGUAUCACUUGAAACUUGUUGUUGGAACGUCGUUGUGUGAAGAAAAUAAGGCACCAAAUGCAGACUGUCUCAAAGACUUGGUUAUGCCACUUUCUCUUUGUACUGUACAUCUUCAUCGCUCAUUUGUUGAUAAUUCACUUAGAGUUCAGGUUGUCAGGUCUGAAUGCUCCCCUAAAGAAGAAGGACUUUCAGAUGACACUUUCCAACCGAGGACCAUAGAUGGUCAUUCAACCACAACUGGUGCCUCUGGUGUAGAUGUAUAUAACCCUCAGCUCAACCAUGUGACAGAAUUUGCACUUUCAGAAAUCAACAAAAAACUAAAUGUAGCCCACACUCUUUUAAACCUGAUUAAUGUUCACACUGAGAUCAAUGAUAAUAUCAACAUGUACUUGACUCUUAAAAUUGCACCAUGUGUGGAUGGAAAUGAAGCAGGAGUCAGCUGCAGACCCCAGAUUACAGAAGCAAAAAUUUGUAAAGCUGAAGUAUCUGAAGGAAUUAUGCAGCCAUCAUUGGAACUUCAAAAUUUCUCAUGCAGUGGUUUGCCAGAUAAACAGGAAACACGCAGGCUGCUUGGAGCAUCCUCACCAGUAGAUGUCAGUGAUCCAUAUGUACAAGAAGUGGCAGAUAGUUCACUGGCAGAACUAAACAGAAGAUCCAACAAUGUGUACCGACGUGAAUUGAUUAGGGUUUUGAGUGCUGAAGUGCAGGUUGUUGCUGGUAGAUUGAUCCAUUUGAGAAUGGAAAUUGGUUACAGCACAUGUAAAAAAGAAACUGAAAUUAAUUCUGGAGACUGUUCAGUAAGAAAGGACUUGGGCAGUCAAAUAUGUGACAUAAAAGUCUGGGAUAGACCAUGGCUGAAAGAUCGGCAGAUAGAUAAAAUCUCAUGUUCACCUGGGUCUAUUCAACGGAGAAAGAGGUCUGAACAUUCUGAUACAGAGCCGCACAGAAUGUUGGUUGGUGCCCCAGGGAAUAUAGAUGUGGACAAUUCUGAAGUGAAAAGUGCAACAGCUUUUGCUGUAUCAGAGCUGGACAAAGAGUCUAAUUCACAGUUCAAGAGAAAACCAGUGAAAGUAUUGGAUGCAAAAGCACAAGUUGUUGCAGGAAUUUUGUACCACCUUACUGUAGAAACUGGUGAAACGACUUGCCUGAAAGAAGCUGAUGACAAUGCUGAUGAGUGUGACUUGAAAGAAGACUCAGUGAACCACAUCUGCAGAGUGAAAGUGCUAGUCCAGGCCUGGGCAAACCAUCGCGAGCUGACCUCCUCCCAGUGUUCACCAAAACCACAGACUCGCAAGAAGAGAGCAACUAUGCAGAUGGAUAUGCCGAACCCACUGAUCCAUGGUGGUUCAGUUAAAGCAGAUGUGGGUGACACAGCCAUCAAAGAUGUUGCUUCUUUUGCACUGAAAGCAAUUGACAGAGCGUCAAACUCUGCUAUGAAGAAAAAGAUUGUCAAGAUCUUAGGUGCAAAAUCGCAGGUCGUUGAAGGAAAACUGUAUCGUUUAGACUUGGAAAUUGCAGAUACAGACUGCUUAAAGAGAGAUAAACAUCUUGAUGAAGAAUGCAAGCUGUCAGAAAAUUCAGAGACAGAAGUCUGUCAUGUUGAAGUGUGGGAGAGGAUGUGGCUCAAAAACCGUAAAGUUACCAAAUUGUCAUGUGGAUCCAAACAUCAAGAACGGCUGCAAACUAAUGGCCAAUAUAAACUUGGAAACAGUGGUGUUCUCCUCGGGCUCUUCACAGAUUUCAUGUCUAAAUAUAACAAAACAUACAAUAGUGAUGAAGAAAUGCAGAAAAGGUUCCAUAUAUUUAAAGCAAAUAUGAUGAAAAUCGAACAUUUGCAGAGAACAGAGCAAGGAACAGGAAAAUAUGGUGUCACACAAUUUGCUGAUCUUUCAGAAAAUGAGUUUAAACAGAAGUACUUAGGACUGAAUCGAGCACUGAAGAGGGAAAAUGAAGUACCAAUGGCUAAUGCUAAAAUACCAGAUGUUGAAUUACCAGUUGAAUUUGAUUGGAGGCACUACAAUGUUGUUACCCCUGUAAAGAACCAGGGAAUGUGUGGGUCAUGUUGGGCAUUCUCUGUCACUGGCAAUGUGGAAGGGCAGUGGGCAAUUAAUAAAGGAGAGCUACUAUCACUCUCUGAACAAGAAUUGGUUGACUGUGAUACUUUGGAUAACGGCUGUGAAGGAGGACUACCAGAUAAUGCAUACCGAGCCAUUGAGAAACUGGGGGGAUUAGAAAUGGAAAAAGAUUAUCCGUAUGAAGGCGAGGAUGAGAAAUGUCAUUUCAACAGGAGUGAAGUGCUAGUCACCAUACAAGGAGCAGUAAACAUCAGUACCAAUGAGACAAAAAUGGCACAGUGGCUGGUGAAGAAUGGCCCAAUAUCCAUUGGGAUUAAUGCAAAUGCCAUGCAGUUUUACUUGGGUGGUGUGUCUCAUCCCUGGAAGUUCCUGUGUGAUCCUGAUAAUCUAGACCAUGGUGUUCUCAUAGUUGGAUUUGGUGUCCACAAAACUUAUUUUCGUCACAAGCUGCUCCCAUAUUGGAUAAUAAAAAACAGUUGGGGUACAUUCUGGGGGGAAAAGGGCUAUUAUCGAGUGUAUCGUGGAGAUGGAACUUGUGGAGUUAAUAUGAUGGCAUCAUCUGCAAUAGUUGCAUAGCUGUUUAGUAGUGUUUUCAUACUAAUGUAGCUAAACUUCAAAACCAAGUGAUAAAAAUAUAUUAACUGCUGUUUCCAAAUAAUACAAUAACUACUACAGCCUGCAUAUGCCUGUCUUUUGAAUAUAACUUGUGGGCUCCACAGCUCCUUUUUUGCACAUUUAGUUGGUGAAUAUAAAAUCCUUUUGAUAAUAAAGCAGUAAAGUAGCAUGUCCGUGUGUGUUUAAAAAAUGGCAUAUGUGCUAAAUUUUCUUUAUAUGUGUGAAAGCAGCAGUAGAACACUGUACAAUGUAUUCCAUGCUGAAUAAUUAAAUUCUUGAUGCUGAAGUAAAGUAUAUUGACAGGAUCUAGUGAUUCAUACCUCACACGUUAUUAGAGUUACCAAGCAUAUAACUUGAACUUGAGACAAAUAAUUUUUUCAUCUCACAAAGUUGAAGAACUGACUGAAAAUGUCUCUUCUAUAGAGUCUCUGGUAUGUUGUGUACCGUAGCUAUUCAUUAGAUGGCAGCUGUAAAUCAACUUAAAGGUACAAUUUGUUGGAGAUAGUAAAUUUUUUAGCUGGAUAAAUGUUAUCUAUUCUGACACUGUAGAUUUAAUAGAACCCUUGAAUGACAAUUGUUAAUUACUUAUGUAACAAAAUCAUCAUAUAAAAGUUCAUGUUAUGUGAGACUGUUUUGUGUCUUCAACGAGACAGUUAUAAAAAGUGCAAAAGUUGAGUUCUCUCUUCUUUUAGAAUUUGAUUAUUUUUUAAAAUGUUUGCUUCUAGGUGAUGGAGAUCUGUUUCACAUAACCACAGAUACUGUGAUCAUAUUUGCAUGACUCAUUCGAGCUGUUUUAAGAAUACUCUGAGAUAGAAGCUAUUAUGUUUAAGUCUUAGUGUAAAAUGUUUACAAUGUAGUUAUCAGUAGUAUUUGUCAGAAGUGUUCUUGUAGUGCCUUAAGGUUCUAAAUGUGAUUAACAUGUCUUACUUUUAUUAACAAAAGAUCCACUAUAUUAGUUUAUUUUUGACAUAUUGCAGACUACUAUUCUGAUUUGUUGAAGCACACAGAAGUUAUGUUUGCAUUCAUCAAAUGUAAACAGUGUUUCUUCAUGUAAGGAAUAUGAAGCCAUAACAGACAACAAAAAUAGUAGAAUGCACUUUAGUAAUUUAUAAUUAAAAAUCUUGAUACUUUAUGCGACAUGAAAUGAUCAUGACUACAUUUGUACCAAGUGGGCAUGUCCUUGUGAUGAAUGGAAAUAAAUUGACAAUAGCAUCACUCAAGCAUUAAGAAUAUGCCCAUAAAAGGACACAUUGUGCUAGUAUGUACCAUUGACCGAUCAAGAGUUUAUGUUGUGGAUGAACAUGGCUUGAGAAUAUUACAAGCUACAUUUUCUUAUUAUAUGUGAUUUGUUUUACACUCAGUUUUGCUAUUUUACUAUGCCAAGCAACAAAUAAUAUAAAAAUACUUUUCUUGUGCAAAUGUGAAUUUGUAAAAUGUUGGAAGUGACUGAGAAUCAGUUUGGUUUUUAACAUGGAAGAGUGCAAAAUGACCCUGCUGGUACAAAUCAUUAUUUAUAUUAUAUAAGUACAAUAAAAAUUUUAUGUUACAAACAUGUACUAUACUGUACUGUUCAGUGAGAUUAUAUAUGGAUAUCUGAAAAUAAUAUUUUUCUAACACAAGGCUAAUGCUGUACAUUUUGAAAAUAAAAUAUAUUUUUCUAAA